Messenger RNA from Acanthamoeba castellanii str. Neff, 1239 nucleotides. RefSeq names its product SNARE associated Golgi protein. The record is from RefSeq and is a predicted model, not a curated record. Bases 1 to 1239 code for a protein of 412 amino acids. Gene Ontology annotation, biological process: vesicle-mediated transport; mitotic spindle elongation. The transcript has 10 exons. Gene Ontology annotation, cellular component: Golgi membrane. NCBI's taxonomy places the organism in Eukaryota, Discosea, Longamoebia, Acanthamoebidae.
AUGGCCCUGUCCUCACGAAAAAGGGCCGCCGAAUCGACUCCGCUCCUUGCUGCGAUGGAUGAAGAUAAACGAGAAUAUGGUGCACUGGGCAAAGGCCGCUACCGCGAGCACGAUGGGGUGGUGGGCGAGUGGCAGUUCGAUGAGCGACGGCCGCAGCCAAAGCUGGAGGUCGUUGUCGCGCCCUUGGACGCGGAGGAGGGCCACGAUGGACUGCGGGACGAGGUCUCGGAGCAGGAACCGCAAGAGCAGCGCAACGAGGAAGCGUUCCUCGAUGCCUGGUCGCGCUUCCUGUUUUCAAAACGAGGACUCGGGCUGGUGUUGCUUAUGGUGAUCUCGUUGGUGCUAGGCAUACUGGCGUUGGUGUACAGGGAAGAGCUUUUCCGUGCGUUCGACAAGACCGCGGGCUUCAUCAGAGAUCAGGGCAUUGCGGGGUCUCUCCUUUUGAUUCUGGCGAUCGCCAUCACCAGCUAUCCUCCCAUGGUUGGCUACUCAUGGGGUCUAUUGGCGUGCGGGUAUAUCUAUGGAUGGGCCGGCUUCAUACCCGCCUACAUCGGCGCCUUGCUGGGCGGACUUACGUCAUUCCUCGCCUUCCGCUACGCCUUCCGAGACUGGGUCGAGAAGCAAACCAGGAGCUACCCAAAGUAUGUGGCCUUGGAGCGGGCGCUCGAGAAGGAGGGCCUGCCGCUGGUAAUUCUCAUACGCAUCGCCCCGUACCCUUACCCCAUAUUCAACGCGCUGUUCGCCGCCACUCGAGUCGAGUUCCAUAUCUUCGCCAUCGGGACCGCCAUCUCCCUCAUCAAGAUCCUGAUCCACAUAUCAGUCGGGAAGUCGCUCUCGAGCUUCAGCGAUGUGCUUAAUGGCGAGACGGGCAGCCGUUGGGACAUAGUCUUCCUCGUUGUCGGCAUUACGGUGGGGCUCGGGGUGGGCAUCUAUCUGUACUUCCGCACUAAGCAGCACCUCCAGCAGUACGCCGACGAGAUCGGCGGCGAAGAGGAGACUCGGUACAGUGCUGCGCCGGAGGACGAAGAGCAGCACAACAACGACCAGGACCAUGACGGCGACGGCGACGAAGAGAGCGCAGAAGAUCUGCAGCAGACGCAGGUGGUGGAGCCCACCGAAGCCGGUGGACACGACAACGUAGUAGCGGAGGAAGACACCGCACCUGUCCGGCUCGACUGCGCUGAUGGUGCCGUGGCCCACAAGAACGAAGCGACAGCAGAUGAAACCAAAAACGUGUAG